AACGGGCAUUCAGUCGGACGGCUUUAACUAUGACGGCAGUAAACUAUACGACAGUUCCAAUGCCCAGCCAUUUAAGAGCGAGGCGUUAAGGGAUUGCGGUCUCACUAAAGAUCAAAAUGGGUUUAAAACUCCUGGCGAUCACCAAAUGAGCGCCGGUUGGCCCAACUCAUUACGGCCAUCGCCUUCCUCUACGGCAAUGUCAGCCGAAAUGCGAAAUUUCGACGCCGCGGCUGUAGCCGCCUGUUCCCGAUCCAUGUCUGACUGGACAGCCGGCUGUUGUAAUACCACAACAAUGGCGGGGGCAGCAGUCGGUGGUCCGCCCAAUGCUUUCUACCCCUGGAUGGCCAUUGCAGGCCUGGCCGGUGCUAAUGGUCUUCGCAGGAGAGGUCGCCAGACGUACACCAGAUACCAGACACUAGAGCUGGAGAAGGAGUUCCACACAAACCACUACUUGACUCGCAGGAGACGCAUAGAAAUGGCGCACUCGCUGUGUCUGACGGAAAGGCAGAUCAAGAUAUGGUUCCAAAACAGAAGAAUGAAACUGAAGAAAGAGAUCCAAGCGAUUAAGGAACUCAAUGAACAGGAGAGACAGGCACAGGCCAGCAAACUACAGUCCACCUCAUCCUCCACCACCGCCGACAACACCACUAAGACAUAAGAUAUAUCAUGAAAAUCAUCACUUAAUUGAACGAAAAGGUCAGAGAAAUUAGUUUUCAUUUUGUUGUGUUCUUCAUAUACACUGAAACCAUCGGUUUUGCGUCUGAUUUGUUUGUUUGCGACUUAUUUUUGAGUUAAAUUUUAAGAUAAAUAUCAGCAUUACUUUUACAAUUAUAUACGAUUUAUAAAUAUUAUAAAUAAAGUACAAGACUUGUCAUGAUUUAUAUGAACCUAAGGAUAUAAUACUAAAGAUGAUUUGUAGCGAGAAGUGAAUUGAAUCACAAGUAUACGAAAUGCUUAAACGUGC
Molecule: messenger RNA, 964 nt
Organism: Oppiella nova
Lineage: Eukaryota; Metazoa; Arthropoda; Arachnida; Sarcoptiformes; Oppiidae
Source: the annotation of a GenBank genome assembly